Molecule: messenger RNA, 1604 nt
Organism: Salvia miltiorrhiza (redroot sage)
Lineage: Eukaryota; Viridiplantae; Streptophyta; Magnoliopsida; Lamiales; Lamiaceae
Exons: 2
Coding region: 31-1590 (519 amino acids)
Molecular function (GO): acetylglucosaminyltransferase activity
Source: RefSeq, a predicted model, not a curated record
GAACAUCUCUCCCCAUGAAUCUCCACUUUGAUGAGGCAUGCAAAAACAUCAUUCAGUUUUUCCCGUUUGGAAGCAAAAGCAAGCACCCAAAUGAACCCCAGCGCUCACCGCCCCCUCCUCGGCUUGAGCAGCCUCCGCAGCGGCGCCACCUGCUUCUUCAUCUCUAUCCUCCUCCUCUACUCCAUCUACUCUUCCACAUUCAUCAUCAACACCAAAAACCACGAUGACUGCCCGUCCCUCCAAUCCAUCUCCACCAAGGAAAACCUCCAGAGUCUCGCCCCUCACCCGCCGCCCCCUGUUCUCAACACCACCACUCCCGACGAUGGCGAUCGCGAUCACGACCCCUUAAAGAUCAAGCAUGUCAUGUUCGGCAUCGCGGCAUCGUCCAGCCUCUGGAACAAGCGCAAGGAGUACAUCAAGCUGUGGUGGCGGCCGGAGGAGACACGCGGGGUGGUGUGGCUCGACAAGAAGAUAACAAUCUCCGACGAGGAGGCGGAGAAGCUGCCGGAGAUACGGAUCUCCGGCGACACGUCGAAGUUCAACUACACGAACAAGCAGGGGAAGAGAUCGGCGCUGCGGAUAUCCCGGGUGGUGUCGGAGACCCUCCGGAUGGGGAUGAAGGAGGUUCGGUGGUUCGUGAUGGGGGACGAUGACACGGUGUUCGUGGUGGAGAAUGUGGUGAGAGUGCUCUCUAAAUACGAUCACAACCAGCUCUAUUACAUCGGGAGCUCCUCGGAGAGCCACGUCCAGAACAUCUUCUUCUCAUACGCCAUGGCUUACGGCGGAGGCGGUUUCGCCAUCAGCUACCCGCUGGCCAAGGAGCUUGAGAAGAUGCAGGAUGGGUGCAUCCAGCGCUACCCGGGAUUGUACGGCAGUGACGACCGCAUUCACGCGUGCAUGGCCGAGCUAGGCGUCCCUCUCACCAAGGAAGCCGGCUUUCAUCAGUACGAUGUGUACGGGAACCUGCUGGGGCUGCUGGCGGCGCAUCCGGUGGCUCCGCUAGUAUCCCUCCAUCACCUUGACGUUGUGGAUCCGAUAUUCCCAGGGUUGAGCCGGGUGGAGGGGGUGCGAAGGUUGUUGGAGUCGGUGGAGCACGACUCGUCCAGCAUAAUCCAGCAGUCCAUGUGCUACGACAAGGACAAGUACUGGUCCAUAUCGGUGUCGUGGGGUUACGUGGUGCAGGUGAUGAGGGGCAUCAUCUCCCCCAGGGAGCUGGAGAUGCCCACAAGAACCUUCCUCAACUGGUACAAAAGAGCGGACUACACCGCCUAUGCCUUCAACACAAGGCCAGUUGCCCGCCAUCCUUGCCAGAAGCCCUUCCUCUUCUACCUCACCUCACUCCGCUACGACCACAAAAGGAGGCAGAUAGUAAGCGUCUACUCCCGCCACAACGAGUCCCACCCAUACUGCCGCUGGAAGAGCGACUCGCCCAACAAACUAAACACUGUCAUCGUCUUGAAAAGGUCCGAUGGUGACAGGUGGCUCAGGUCGCCCAGAAGGGACUGCUGCAGGGUUUUGCCGACCAGAAGGGUUUCGGUGAUGUAUCUAUGGGUGGGGAAUUGCAGAUCAGGUGAGAUAACUGAAUUGUAGUUGUUGUUUCAUUC